AUGUCAAAAGAGGGAGACAGAGCAGCUGUGUUUCGUACCACUAAAGUAAGGACCAAGCUGAAAGGAGAUGCCAGCUGGAUGCAGCGUCAGGAUCAACCUGACGAUAAAAUCCAGGAAGAGAAGCCUUGGAUAGCAGAAGUUAGAGCCAGCCGCUUGAAUGGAGCCCCUGAUGACACAAGUCCAGUGUCCUCCCCAACAAAAUCUACCCCAGCCCCCUCAACAUCUGAAACUGAGAGUAGAGCACCAACAUCUGGAUACCUGAUCAGGGGUGUUUUCACAAAGCUGGACGCGCCCGCUUCUACACCAACAUCUAAUGGCAUUAACAAAACAACACAAUUCACCAAAAAACCCUCAGAGAGCUACAAGAGAAUAGCGCCCCACACUGUGAGGCCCACUUCAGACCAGGAGGGCCAGCUAAGCCCCACGGAUCUGGAGAAACGGACGGAGGCAGCCAGUAAUGUUCUGACGAGAUCUUCAGUUAAGAAGCGGUCCUAUGUGCUCUCUGCUGCUAAGAAAUUCGAGACCAAAGAUGCAUCACCUGACACAUCACUGGUCAACAGCAGUCCAUCAUUUGUGGCCACAAGGGUGGAGAUUUCUGACGAUGAUGAGAGUGCUGCGACUCCGGCUCCUACCGGCGCUGUGCUGCCAUCCGAUGCUGUCACAUCUGCGCCCAAAGCCCUGGAAACAGACAGCAACACUGUUCAUAAAGCUGCUGAUUUGGCUGUCAAUGAGCCAGUGGCUCCAAAGAUGGAGCAGGACACCCCAGAGCCCGUGAAUGGAGACCCCCUCCCACAUCUGUCCACAGAAAAAGACCUUCUUAAAGAAGUGAACACACAACCUGAGGAGCUGGAAAUCCCUGCCCAGUCUGGCACCCCGCUAGUUAAACUUUUACCAAUAUCUUCACCUCCAAAGUCUGCUACCCCAUCUUCAACCGUCCCAGAGUCACCUGUUCCUGCACCUCUUCCCACUGUAUCUCCUGCACCCGAAAUACCUACUCCAGUAUCACCGACUCCAGCAUCCCCUGUCGCCGACAUCACAGAGGAGACAGAAACUGAAACUGCGUCUGAACCAGAGCUAAAACCAGAGCUAAAACCGGAGUCAGAACCAGAACCAGAGCUGGACCCAGAGCCGGAGUCAAAGCUGGAGUCAAAGCAGGAGCUGGAGCCAGAGCUGGAGCCGGAGCCGGAGUUGGAGCCAAAGCAGGAGCCAGAGCCGGAGCCAGAGCCAAAGCUGGAGUCAAAGCUGGAGUCAAAGCAGGAGCCAGAGCCAGAACUGGAGCCAGAGUCAAAGCAGGAAACAGAGACAGAUUCUAAACUGUCUCCAGGACCAAGCUCCAGUGUUGACACACUUGCUGCCUUGUCCGGCACCCUCAUUUCUUUUGACACAAAUUCAUCCAGCUUUAAGGAUGACGAGCCAGCACUGGCACAGGAAGAAACAGGCCCAGCAGAUAGCCACACCGCAGACAAAAGUGUUGAACAGGGGCCAGCUCCUGCUCUCAGCAACGGUGAACCAUUAACAGAUGAUCUCUUGGGCUUCGGAGAUGGUCCAGAGGAAUCAGCAGAGCCUGUUCCCCCCAGUCCAGGACGCUGGAGUCAUGAUCUGCUUAGCGGAAUGGACAGUGAGUCAAACCCAGCCAAGACUGGUGUCGCACCGGAUCUCCAGGCUGACGAUGUCAUUGUUAGCAAGACAGAGGAACGCAGCCUCAACUUGCAGCCGGAGGAGAAGAAGCAGACAGAUGAGACAGCCAAGGAAACACAAAGCUCGGCUGAUCCGUUUGAUCCAUAUCCGAUAGGGACCACAUCCCAUAACAGCUCCUUUGACCUGCUUCAGCCCCUCUCCGAAAUUUCCAUCAACAGUUCAUCACCGUCCUCCAUUGAGAUUGAAAACUCAAGUCCAGAAAUAGACAUGAGCAGUACCACACUGGAGUCGCUUGCAGACGAUGUUGUCCCCAUCGACACAGACACCACGAGCCUGAGCUCUCAGCGGUCCUGGACACGCACAUGGGAGGUCAGCUCACCUCAGCAGACUAACGCGGAAGAGAGCCAAGAACCUGAACCGGAGGAAGAAGGCCAAGCUGCAGAUCAACAGACGGUGAUCAUGUUUGAGACAGAAUUCAACGGGAGCGGGCCUGCUUGGAAGAAAUGGUCAUCACCCAUUGUGUAUACACUCACCAGUACACCAUCAGAGGAGGAAGAGGAGGAGAUAGAGGAAGAAGAAAGCCCUGAAGAUAUAGAGACGGUCACAACCAUCACCACCAUAAGAGAAAUACACAACGAGCCAGAGCCCUCCACGGAUGAAUCUGUGACCCAUUCCAGGACUGUCGUGGAGGAGAGGAAAAGCAUCCAAACACCAGAGCCCGACACCAAAAAGGGGUUUGUUUACGUAAAGGAGUAUGUCAAUGCAAGCGAGCUGUCCCUGCAUAAUCCUAAAGACACAACUGACAGUGGAUCAGAUUAUUUGGCUUCAAGCUCUACCAGUUACUUCUACAGCAGCCCCCCCAGUUACUCCAGAGCCUCGAUGACAUCUACUUGUACGUACUGCGGAGAACAGGUGGGCAAUGAGGCCAAGAUCACCCUCGAGCAUCUCAACAUCAACUGCCACCCAGGAUGCUUCAAGUGUGAGUUGUGCAGAAGGCCUAUGGGGGACCUCCUGUCCAGCAUGUUCCUACAUGGCGGGAAGGUCCACUGCGAGACCUGCUACGCCACCAUUUGA
Messenger RNA from Menidia menidia (Atlantic silverside), 2712 nucleotides. The record is from the annotation of a GenBank genome assembly. NCBI's taxonomy places the organism in Eukaryota, Metazoa, Chordata, Actinopteri, Atheriniformes, Atherinopsidae.